Stegostoma tigrinum is the source of this 2637-nucleotide messenger RNA. RefSeq lists its product as uncharacterized. Lineage: Eukaryota; Metazoa; Chordata; Chondrichthyes; Orectolobiformes; Stegostomatidae. The transcript is spliced from 5 exons. The record is from RefSeq and is a predicted model, not a curated record. Bases 1 to 2637 code for a protein of 878 amino acids.
AUGGGAACUGGGGCCCGGCCGGGACAGGACGGCGGGGCCCGGCCGGCGGGGCGGGGCCCGGCCAGCGGGGGACGGUGGGGCCCGGCCGGGAUGGCGGGGCCCGGCCGGGACGGCGCGGCGGGGCCGGGAUGGCGGGGCCCGGCCGGGACGGCGCGGCGGGGCCCGGAUGGCGGGGCCCGGCCGGGACGGCGCGGCGGGGCCCGGCCGGGACGGGGACGGCGGGGCCCGGCCGGGACGGAGCGGCAGGGGACGGCGGGGCCCGGACGGCGGGGCCCGGCCGGGACGGAGCGGCAGGGGACGGCGGGGCCCGGACGGCGGGGCCCGGCCGGGACGGAGCGGCAGGGGACGGCGGGGCCCGGACGGCGGGGCCCGGCCGGGACGGCGGGGCCCGGACGGCCGGGACGGAGCGGCAGGGGACGGCGGGGCCCGGACGGCCGGGACGGAGCGGCAGGGGACGGCGGGGCCCGGACGGCGGGGCCCGGCCGGGACGGAGCGGCAGGGGACGGCGGGGCCCGGACGGCGGGGCCCGGCCGGGACGGAGCGGCAGGGGACGGCGGGGCCCGGCCGGGACGGAGCGGCAGGGGACGGCGGGGCCCGGACGGCGGGGCCCGGCCGGGACGGAGCGGCAGGGGACGGCGGGGCCCGGACGGCGGGGGACGGCGCGGCGGGGACGGCGGGGCCCGGACGGCGGGGGACGGCGCGGCGCGGACGGCGGGGGACGGCGCGGUGGGGGACGGCGGGGCCCGGACGGCGGGGGACGGCGCGGUGGGGGACAGCGGGGCCCGGGCGGGGCGGGGACGGCGGGGCCCGGACGGCGGGGGACGGCGGGGCCCGGGCGGGGGGGACGGCGCGGCGGGGGACGGCGGGGCCCGGAAGGCGGGGCGGGGAUGGCGGUGCCCGGCCGGGAUGGAGCGGCGGGGGAUGGCGGGGCCCGGACGGCAGGGGACGGCGGGGCCCGGACUGCGGGGGACGGCGGGGCCCGGACGGGACGGCGGGGCGGGGCCCGGACGGGACGGCGGGGCGGGGACGGCGGGGCCCGGCCGGCGGGGCGGGGACGGCGCGGUGGGGGACGGCGGGGCCCGGCCGGCGGGGGACGGCGCGGUGGGGGACGGCGGGGCCCGGACGGCGGGGGACGGCGCGGUGGGGGACAGCGGGGCCCGGACGGCGGGGGACGGCGGGGCCCGGACGGGACGGCGGGGCGGGGACGGCGGGGCCCGGCCGGGACGGCGUGGCGGGGACGGCGGGGGACGGCGCGGCGGGGAUGGCGGGGCCCGGCCGGGAUGGAGCGGCGGGGGAUGGCGGGGCCCGGACGGCGGGGCGCGGCGGGGCCCGGACGGCAGGGGACGGCGGGGCCCGGACGGUGGGGCCCGGACGGCGGGGGACGGCGGGGCCCGGACGGGACGGCGGGGCGGGGCCCGGACGGGACGGCGGGGCGGGGCCCGGACGGGACGGCGGGGCCCGGCCGGCGGGGGACGGCGGGGCCCGGACGGCGGGGGACGGCGCGGUGGGGGACGGCGGGGCCCGGACGGCGGGGCCCGGACGGGACGGCGGGGCGGGGACGGCGGGGCGGGGCCCGGACGGGACGGCGGGGCCCGGCCGGGACGGCGUGGCGGGGACGGCGGGGCCCGGACGGCGGGGGACGGCGCGGGGGGGACGGGACGGCGGGGCCCGGACGGCGGGGCCGGCGGGGCCCGGAAGGCGGGGCGGGGAUGGCGGGGCCCGGCCGGGAUGGAGCGGCGGGGGAUGGCGGGGCCCGGACGGCGGGGCGCGGCGGGGACGGCGGGGCCCGGACGGCAGGGGACGGCGGGGCCCGGACGGUGGGGCCCGGACGGCGGGGCCCGGACGGGACGGCGGGGCGGGGACGGCGGGGCCCGGCGGGGCGGGGACGGCGGGGCCCGACGGCGGGGCCCGGCCGGGACGGGUCGGCGAGGCCCGGACGGCGGGGCCCGGCCGGGACGGGACGGCGGGGCCCGGCCGGGACGGGACGGCGGGGCCCGGACGGCGGGGGACGGCGGGGCCCAGCGGGGGACGGCCGGGACGGAGCGGCGGGGCCCGGCGGGGGACGGCGCGGCGGGGCCCGGCCGGGACGGCGCGGCGGGUGACGUCGGGGCCCGGCCGGGACGGCGCGGCGGGGGCCCGGACGGCGGGGGACGGCGCGGGGGGGACGGGACGGCGGGGCCCGGACGGCGGGGCCGGCGGGGCCCGGAAGGCGGGGCGGGGAUGGCGGGGCCCGGCCGGGAUGGAGCGGCGGGGGAUGGCGGGGCCCGGACGGCGGGGCGCGGCGGGGACGGCGGGGCCCGGACGGCGGGGCCCGGACGGUGGGGCCCGGACGGCGGGGCCCGGACGGGACGGCGGGGCGGGGACGGCGGGGCCCGGCGGGGCGGGGACGGCGGGGCCCGACGGCGGGGCCCGGCCGGGACGGGUCGGCGAGGCCCGGACGGCGGGGCCCGGCCGGGACGGGACGGCGGGGCCCGGCCGGGACGGGACGGCGGGGCCCGGACGGCGGGGGACGGCGGGGCCCAGCGGGGGACGGCCGGCACGGAGCGGCGGGGCCCGGCGGGGGACGGCGCGGCGGGGCCCGGCCGGGACGGCGCGGCGGGUGAUGGCGGGGCCCGGCCGGGACGGCGCGGCGGGUGA